AUGAUAAAUCUCUCCACAUCGGCCACGGCACAUGCAUACGCGUAUCGUUCAAGCGGAAGCGGAACGGUGUUAGGCAGCAAUGUGCCUAAUAGUCGCCGUAUGCGUACUUUACGGCUCGUUGACAGUGCUACAAUUGGAGACAGUGCUAUACAAACGGUCGAUGAUCUGGAUAAGAUCAGUCAAGGAUAUGGCAGUAUUAAUGGUUUUCGACACAAUCGGUUUCAAUACGAAAUACCCACCGUCGGUCAGCACUAUGGAAAUGCCUUUCAUUUGGCUGAAGACGACGAGGAAGUGCGCGAGUUUAUCGUCGAGCGUCAUCACUAUGGCGCUGAUGUGCACAACCUCAUGGAGGAACACAUUGUUGACGAUGAUGAUGAGGACGAAGAUUUUGAAAUGUCCACUGCAGUGGAGGUGAUAUCGAUAGAUCCAAAUUGUAAUUACGAUACGGAAGAGGAGGACGAUGAUAUGGAAGAAGAUGUUAAGUAUGAGCACGAAACGGAAAAUGAAGAAAUUCAAGAGUGCGAAAAUCGUGAAGAUUUUGAUGAAUCGCAGAAAGAUUCAAACCUGCCACAAAGGAGUACAGCGCAGAAUGUCGCUCGUAAUGUGACGCUUUCAAUUGAUGUGGCAAACGCUACGAUAGGAUGCUCGAGUGAGGUGAAUGAAAUGUGCAGUGAUUACGUUGCCGGCAUCCAUUGUCAAAUGAAAGACGAACUGGUCGAAGCUACAGAUCGCAGUAGAAGCAGAACUAGUAGCAACACUGACAGCAGUUCCACUAGCAAUUCUAGUCGUGAUAGCAGCACCAGCAGCAGCAGCAGCACAACCACAUACAGCCAGGAUAAAGCCUUUAAUAAGGAUAACAGUAAGGAGUUAUCUUUUGUCUCCUCCAACCGGCAAGCAGAAGAGCAAGACGUAGCGCUGCACCAAUAUCACCAACACUCGUAUCAUUCCGAAGAUGACGAAGAGGACACAGAGGAGGACGAAGAUGACGAUGAUGAUCAGGAUUUAGAUUUUAGUCCCACUAAAAACACGCUUUGGGAGCUUCCGGCUAAAUUGUUACAGGAUAAGUCAGGGUCGAAAAAAUCUAAGGCACGACCACACGGGCGUCGGAAACGUUGUUCCUCUGGCCAACGUCAAUCAUUCUCGAUGCCUCAUUCUCCGGUUGGUGCCGGGAAGAUUGAUAGUGGAGGUGUGAUCGGUGGUUUGCUACCGACAAGCCUAAGUUUUGACGAUCUCGAUUCGCUUGUAUGCGAUUUAAGCCCAAUGAAAAAUAUACCUAUGGAUAAGGCUUCCACUAAUGGUAUUGAGGAUGAGGACAUGCUAGUCGAUCCGCUGGUAGAUGCAGCAAAUUUCGACCUGACCGCAUACAUCACGGGGGAUGAUACGAUAGCUAGUGAGAAUAAUUCAAAACGAUCAGGAAGUUGGAGCAGAUAUCAAAGUAAUGCAUCCACACAGCGAGUUGUUGAAUCAGUGCAAUCCCCCGUUCCAAAGUCGCGCGGCAAAGAACUAAAGGUGCUCCGUCAGCAUAUGCUUUCUCGAGAGCAUCAGCAUACAAUCGUCGAACCAAAUACAUCCGGAGAUAAGGAACUGAUUUCGAGCGGAAAACGGGGCUGCGCAGCGAAAGCGGUCCGGAAGCUAAGGAUGGACGAUGAAAGUAGUGAGGAGGAUGAUGAACAUAUAGCUAUAGAACAAGCUAAUAAUAAAAGCACUGAUUAUCGUAACGAGAUGAGAAGCGUAAGAAAAGUCACUAAAAGAAAAGUAGCAGAUGAUACCGAUAAAGAUCCUACGUGGAAUCCAAACGGUGGUGGUAGUAGCAGUAAAUCAAAGCCUGAAACUAAAUUAUCAAAUCAAAAACAACCAACAACGAACUGUGCAACUAUUUCGGUUGCGGUAGGAAUGGCUGCUAACGUUUCCGCUUCUAAUGCUACGAAUAAGCAUCCCGCUGGUAGCAGUCAGUGCAAUAACAGCGAAGAGAGAGAAAAGGUUUCGUCGAAACCUCCUGCAAUGGUUAAGAAGGGGGCGAAGUUUGGACAAGUGAUAAAGACUGAACCGUCUACCACAAAGGCCCAAGUUUUAGGUUUGUCCAAAAAAUCUCACCUCAAUACUACCCAAAAAUCUAUCUCUACUAAAGUAGAGGGGCGCGAACAUCCAGUCCAUACUAAUGUCCAUCGUAAAAAGACAAAUGUGAAAUUAGAUCACGAUUAUUGUUCGCCCAAACGAAGUACGCUCAUGCAUUCGGCGACGGCAAGCAAUAGUCCUGGCUCUCUGUGUGCUACUAGCAGUCAACAGCGCAAAACCAUUGAGAUUCCAUUUCUACUACCAACGAAAGAGCAACUACGUCAGGAGCGCAAAUUACAGAAGGAAAAGAAACGCUCCGAGCAACUGUUGGCCACGAAAAAACAUCUCGCCCAAUCAGACGUAAGUCCAGCGCCAUCUGAUAAUGGCAACGAUAAGAAGAUCCAGCAGUGUCAAAGCUUCAACGUUAAUGGGAGCGGUAGUGUUGUGAGUAACGCUCAAAAAAUAGGAACGUCUCUCGGUGGUCCGCUAUCCAAUGUCGAGCACUCGCCGUCGACUUUCGAAAGGAAACGAACUGAUGUAAAUAAGACCGCUACCGGUUGCAACGGCAGUGUUGGCGGUAGUGUUAAUGACGUGCGCGUAGUGGAGGUAAAGAAGGGUGUGCUUCCUAAUGUCGCUGGUGGUAGUGUUAAACGACAGAUUUCACUUCUGAAGAUAAAUCAACCCACAGCCGCAGCACUUACGAUACCCUCCGAAAGUCAUGUGAGCAUCAGUGCACAGGUGAAAAUUGAUGAUGCGAUAAGCACUACAGCAACACUGAAUGAAAAACCAAAUCAACAUUGUGUUGACACCGGGAAGCAUAGUCAGGAAGGUGUCGCUAACCGGGAUGUCAGUUCGACGACGCUUGAGGAAGAGUCUAGCAGUAAACACGAAGUGGUAGUGCGUAAAAAGCUUAAUCUACAAGAGUACAAAAAGCGUCGUGAACAUCCAGAGUCUGUGCCGGAAGCCCAUCCGAGGGCAACCAAUGGCAUCCAUGAGCAAAAAAUGAACGAAAAAAGAAGUAAUGGUAGUUCCGUAAGCUGUACAAACGGGUAUAGUAAUAGUAAGGCAACCGUGUUAAAUAAUGUGGUGAUACCUAAAACAGAGCAAAUAAUUGCCAAACCCGACACACUAUCAAUGCAGAGUAGCAAAUCAGUGGUAACGAUAACGGAACCGCUGGAUCCUAUUUCUGCUGCCAAGAUGAAAGCUUUGCGCAUGCAGCAAUUGAAGAAGGAGGCGGCUAUCAAAUCGAACGAAGUGAAACUCAGUCAAAAAACGAUCCCUCUCAUGCCGAUUCUACCAUUGGCACAGAUCACCUCUCUCGAGUUCGACGAGCACGGCAAUCCGUUACCGUUGGACGAAGCAAAAGUAAGGCAACGUGCGGAGGAAGACGGUGUUCAAGAUGCAUUAAAAAUGCAUCCGGAUUAUGAGGAAAUCAUAAUCGUUUCGAUCGGGUGCAAUACGUCCCUCACGAUAACACCUACGGAGAAAGAUAUGCAAACAGCGACGGAUCAAGUGUUGGCCAAUUCAGACCAGCAUGAUCGACGUCUCCAACAGGACAAUUCGAAGCACACUUUCGGUUCUGAAAAAGAAGCCUCAAGGUUGUUGGACAUAUCGGACACCAUCAAGCGGUGCUGCCCAUCGGUCGACACAAUGCCGGGCAGUUCGUUAAUAGCGAGCAUACAGGAGGUGAUGAUAAAAAAAUCAAACAUCACCACCGCCAUACAAGGAACAUUAGCUGUUACGACACCCGCCGCAUCGCAAACCGUGCCAGUCGGUGCGGAAGCAUCGAUAGCGGAGGGUGCAGUUACAUUGAAAGUCGAUACAAUGCCGAAUGCAGGUGCUGCUGUAAAUAACGCUGUUGGAGGAGGAGUGGUGCGUGAUCAUCAGUAUGUUUUGCAUCAGAGCUCUCCGUACGUAGGCGUAUCUCCACCGAGUUCCUUCUCCCCGGGGAAACCGGAACGGGCACACACAACAAACACACGAACGGUGACUGGCAAUACGAUGCACAGUUCGAGCAAACAAACUCGAACCUCAAAAACACCCGUCGGUGGAACGCAGACGCAUUCUUUCACUGGGUCUGUAGCGACGCAAACAGAUACAAAUGUCACACCGGUGGUAGAACACGGCGAAGACAAAGUAAUCAUGCAUUUGCGGAAAGAUCGCGUUCGUGCACAGCGCAUUGAAGCAGCGACACAAACCGAAUCGUGCGGUCGGUUUCCUCCGCUGUGCAAACUUUCUCCUCCGCGAGUGUCAACGGUUGAGCAGAUACAGAGCGGUGACAACAGUCAGAAUUCCGCUGUUGCUAGACAACGUGAGCAACAGAAGCGCACCCAGCGGCGUUCGUACCGCCGGCAUUCUCGCCGAAACGGUAGCGAAUCGCCAUCCGGUGCCGAUUCGGAUGCAGUGGAUCGCCCGUCAAGUCGAGCGAAAUCUUAUCAGGAUAGGCAGAGGGCGCGGGAUCGUCAUAGCCAUAGUCAUAGCCGUAGCCGCAGUCGACAUCGUUCCUCGCGACGUCGAUCUUCGUGUUCGUCUGGUUCACGUUCGCGUUCCCUAAGUGGUUACUCUCGUGUGCAUCACAACCGUCAUAGCCAACAGCAGAGCGGCUUCAACGGCACCAACAACACUAGCGGGUGCAACAACACUAGCCGUUAUUCGCGCAGUCGUCGAAAAUCGCGCACGUGCUCGAGGUCAUCCUCAUCGACGUCAUCGUCCCGGUACGGUAGUCGUGGUCGUCGAUCACUUUCCUCCUCCUCAUCGACCAGUUCGAUGUCGUCCUCCGGGGCAUCUGACAGUGGGCAUGGUGCGGUGCAUUCUUCGCGCAGCCGAUCACGUUCACCCCGGUCUCGUUCCCGUUCGGGUAUGCGUUCGAGCACACCCGAUCGCCGUCGAUAUCACUCGCGAGAGCAGCUCAACCACCGUAGAGCGAUCUCACCAGAACGCAAAAUUGUGUACGUCGGACGGCUAGAGAGCACCACACGCAAAGAAGAUUUGCAACAGAAGUUCCAACCUUACGGUAAAAUCGUUAAAAUUACUAUGCACCUCAAGGCCAACGGCUCUCGGUAUGGAUUUGUGACGUUCGAAAAACCACAGCAUGCGUACGAUGCAAUCGAUGCUUGCGGAACUGAUCCAAGCCUGCGAAACUACGAUGUCAGCUUUGGUGGACGCCGAGCGUUCUGUCGCACGCAGUAUGCGGAUUUGGACGGCGAAGUGUCCAACGAUCACGACCAGCAGAUGCCAUACGUAACGCUCGAUGGAUCAUUGUUGCUUCAGUCCAGGGGACCGAUACAGUACACUGGCCCUGCCGUAUGCAACAAAGAACCCGCAUACGGAGGCGGGGCGCUUGCUGGUGGUAGUAUGGCGGAAAGUUUUGAUGAUUUGCUGAAGCAGUUCAAGAAGGAGAUAUGUGCACGGAAAACAUGACCUCGCUGCUGCUGGUUAGACAGAAAGAAGUCAGGUUGGCAGUGGUGUGAAGAAUUAUUAAUCAAAAAGGAGGAAAAUACUGUGACGGAUCGGCAAAAACAAACUGCCAUAUGGCAUGAUUGGUCCUUCCACCACUACAACCAGCAAGGGUUUCGCAGAGUUGAAGUCGAAGUAUUGUUAGGAUCCGUUUUCCUCUAUAUUAAUUCUACCUCACGUUUCACAACAAUUAGAUGUUUGGUUUGAUGUGGCAGAAUAGUGUGAUACGAUACCCGGCACGGACGACAAGAAGAUGGGUGUGCAAAAGAGAUUCAGUAAUUCAGUAGUCUCUGCUCCCCGCAUUAGAUGCUACAUGCGAGGCAGACAUUUUCUCACCGAGCGAGCAGCAAGUGAAAUAAUUGGAAAGGCAAAAACCAUUAGGCUGACUAAAAAACAAAUGAAAAUAUCUGUGAUUGUUUCAGUGGAAAUCGUGUCGUCGUGUUCUGUGAGUUAAUAUUAUGUCGGCGGCUGCUCUGAAAUGAAAUGAAGGUACUAGGUUUACAACCACUUGUAAAACACACCCCACACGGGUAUGGACGUCACAGUAGUUCUACUUAAACUAUCUCUCUAUUGUUCAAACGUGAACCGUGCGCGUUUGUUUGAGUGUGUCCCAUGUAACUGAUCAAGCGCAAAUGUUUUGAUAUUGAUUUUUCGGUUGUGUCACUGCCAAUACGCUCUCAUCCCUUCUGCAAACCCUUCCUUCUCCUUACAAUGACCCGGAUACGGACGGAAGUAUUCAGUUGUCCAGAUAUGCGGAGCGAGCGGUUAGGAUACUGAUUUCGGUUGAAGGGCAAAGAUGGGAGGGUCUGUAAAGCAAACGAUUGAACCUUUUCUCGCUUUUAUACUUAAUCUUUAGUAGGGAGCGUUGAAAAACAAACGCAUAUUAGUCUCUUCAAGAAAAGGUAUGAAUUGUGUACUCCUUUCCUUUCUAUGAUUUUAUUUGCACAAACAGCUAGCAUCCAGUAACGAACAGCGCUAAUGUUGGUAGUCUUUUAUUUUAUUAUUUCCAAACAAUGUUUUCUCUACUACGUUUCGGUUGAGAUGCGCGUAAAGACAAUAUGGUUAGGCAUUUUAAAAAAUUACAUUUAAUAUUUUCCUUGUGAAAAAACCAUCAUUAUUGUGUACAGAGCCAGAAGCAGCAGUCGGUAAGGAUGAUGAACGAAUAAAAAGAUUAGGUUGUUUCCUUUUU
Messenger RNA from Anopheles moucheti, 6700 nucleotides. It is a transcript of the gene srl, whose product is annotated as serine-rich adhesin for platelets. The coding region runs from base 1 to 5475 and encodes 1824 amino acids. Gene Ontology annotation, cellular component: nucleus. Gene Ontology annotation, molecular function: transcription factor binding; RNA binding. Gene Ontology annotation, biological process: positive regulation of transcription by RNA polymerase II. Lineage: Eukaryota; Metazoa; Arthropoda; Insecta; Diptera; Culicidae. The record is from RefSeq and is a predicted model, not a curated record. The transcript is spliced from 6 exons.